Lytechinus variegatus (green sea urchin) is the source of this 1670-nucleotide messenger RNA. RefSeq lists its product as uncharacterized. Bases 318 to 1277 code for a protein of 319 amino acids. The record is from RefSeq and is a predicted model, not a curated record. NCBI's taxonomy places the organism in Eukaryota, Metazoa, Echinodermata, Echinoidea, Temnopleuroida, Toxopneustidae. The transcript is spliced from 2 exons.
AGUGUAGGUGGGGAUGCGGCCGGGUUAGGGAAGCCGAUCGAGGGAGAGCGAAAGACAGAGAUUGUAGACACCAUAAGGAUAGAGGGACUGGGUGAUAGCACCCAUAUCUAAGAUUCAAUAUUUGUUCUUUUUAUCCACAAACGAUAUAUGCAUUGUGUAAUGAAGUUUCGACGUGCACGCACACAACAGUCCACUUCGUGAGAUCACAGCGGGUCGUGCUUGACUGUAUGCGGCGGGGAAUAUAUACCCGGUGACAUUCCAUUAUAAAUCGAUCCAAAAUAUAUUGUUGAGCGCUGCAUGUCAAAACGCUCCUAAACAUGGCGAGUUUAACUUCAGAACAGCAGGCCCGUGUUAUGAUGUGGUGUACGCCCAGGUCAAUAUCAUCCGUAUUUUGCAAGUGCUUGAGCUUCGUUCCCGACAUCGACGUCUUCUUCGACACCUACUAUUUUGCUUACGAGGCCGAGAUCGACCUGGGUACCAUAGGCAAGGUAGUCGAUCAUGACGCUGGGAACAUCGACGAGGCGGACUGGGUUAAGGCGGCCGAGAUGAUCUGCGAGGAAAAAUGCGAUAACCGAGUCAAGCUAGACAUGCUCAAGUACCCAGUGAUCAAAUCAAUGCUCGAUAACCCGGAUCCAAACAAAAAGGCCAUCUUUUAUAAGGGCGUGUCGCAGUCCAUGGAUAGUAAGCACUACCGGUUCCUUCCAGAUAAAUCCAGCAACUACAAGCACUCCUUCUUUCUGCGUCACCCAGCCAAGGUCUUCAGCUCCUGGAAGAAGGUCAUCCACUCCAUUCUGAGAGAUGUAGGCGACGGAACCGGGAAGAAGCUCACUAAAAGUUUGGAAGAUUUCGACAUCAGAUACGAUGUGCCCGAGAAAUAUAAGAUCUCUGGUUUGCUCUACAAAGAGCUUCACGAUCUGUGGGUCUACGUCCUAGACAACCUUGAUCCGGACCCUGUUGUUGUGGAGAGUGACGAUUUACUUGCUGAUCCGGCUGCGGUGCUUUCCAAGUACUGCAAGGCAGUUGGAAUACAGUACAACGAUAGUCUUCUUUCAUGGGAUGCUAACCCGGAUAUCACGGAUAACUGGAAGUGUGCCUUCAUGCCAGUCAAGGAAUUCGAGUUCAUCCGGAUCUUCUGCCACAACGCAUUCCAUACUUCUCACUUUCUGGCUCCACCUCCAGUUCCAUCUUUUGAUGAUCUGCCCAACGACGUCAGGGAGAUAGCAGAAUUGUCUAUGCCGUAUUACAACAAGAUGUACAAAACCAGACUGAUACCUUAACUCAAUAAAAAAAAUUGGCAUUUAUUUUAUUCUCUAUAAGAUACUAAUCAAAUGACUGCCUGGGAUCGAUCACAUGACCAUAUUAAUAAAUGUUGACUGGCUGUAGAAAAGGAAUGAUUUAGAGAAUACACUAGUCACUUUUGAGGGCUAUUUGUGUCAAUAUUGUGAAGGUAUUUUGCUUAAAUCCUGAUAAUUAUAAUGAUGAUUUUUCUUAUUUAAGCAGUGAAGUUCUGUCGACCCACAUUAUCUAUAGGUGAAAAGAAUAGCAACAAGUAGGCCUAUAGUUCUUACUAGAAAGUGGUGCAAAAAAGUUUCUGGGAGCCAACUUAAUAUUCCAGAGACCACCAAACAUAUCAACCAUGAAGUAUUAACUGUAUUCAGUGGAAAACUUGA